This is a messenger RNA of Saxophila tyrrhenica, 3615 nucleotides long. RefSeq lists its product as uncharacterized. The transcript is spliced from 2 exons. Lineage: Eukaryota; Fungi; Ascomycota; Dothideomycetes; Mycosphaerellales; Extremaceae. Bases 1 to 3615 code for a protein of 1204 amino acids. The record is from RefSeq and is a predicted model, not a curated record.
AUGGCUGCCCCGCCGCCGCAGCUUGGCUUGUACAGGAAGGCUGACAACGACUCUCUUAAGCAGAAAGAACCACGGCUCACUGCCCUCUCUAUCCUCAUACCCAGAUUGGCCGACAUGUCUUAUAACCGCCAGCUUUCGCCCGGAGGCCGACGCAUCGCCAAUCCAGCACGAACCUCCGACAGCCUUGCUGAUCCUCACCGCUACGAGAGGUAUGGCUCCCAUACUUCGCCGAGGAGCAGCACCGGCGGCGGCGUCAUUCCGAUCUCUACACAGACGUUCGUCAACUACCCACCUGCCUCUUCCAACAGCACUUCCGCAUCUCGUCCUGAGCCACGAGUAGAUCCCUACUCUGGCAGACCGGUGGAAAGCCGACCUGUGGACAGCUACACUGGCAGACCUCGCAGGUCAUCUUUGAUCGACACUCAUCGUGGCUCCGUCAGCAACACCACGUUGCCAAACCGUAGCAGCAACAGGCCGACGGUUGUUCAGAACGACUAUGCCCGUCCAGCAAGCCCGCAGAAGAGCAGCAAUCGCGGGAACGAGUACUAUGUGCAGACUGGAACCUCAAAGGAGCCGAAGAGGGCCGAGCACAAGAAGCUGUACAGCGUCGACAAUGGGACGGCGAGCCUUGUUGCAGACGUCGACCUGCCAUCCGGCAGUGGUCGACACCACCGACGCAGAGAUAGUGAUACUGGUGAACGUCCGCCUUACAAAGGUCUCUCAUCCGACCGCGACAACGACAGAGGGCGAAGAGCCUACCACCUCAACGGUCCGUCGAAGCCCAAGGAGAAGAGCAUUGAGGAUGACGAUGCAUAUUCGUAUACGGAUCCUGCUGGCAUGUUCCGCGAUACUGAGCCAAGGUGGCGCGAACGAGAGACUCGACCACGCAGAGGCAGCGUUGAUCGCGGUGGUGCCAGUCGUGAGCGGCCAGUAAGCAUGCUCGAUCCUAGCAUGGACCCACGUCGUUCGAAUAAAGAGAUCGGGCCACCGCCGAGCACAAGAGGAUGGGCCAAGCUGAAUGACGGCAUUGGGCGGACGACGAGUUUGAGAGAACGGUCGAGAGAUGUGCCUCGUUCGCCGAACCGCGCGAGAGUACCUCAGUCACCGACCAGAGCACGUCCGCCACAAUCACCUUCUCGUGGACGAUACCCAGACGCUCCUGCCUACCCCGACUCCAAGGAUCCCUACUAUGUUGCGCCACGUACGACCUCGGAGGACCGACGGAACAACACGCAUUCGGAGCGCUACGAUCAGUACGAGUAUGAAGACCGUCCUCGUCGCCACGAACGCCGCAACAGCGUGACCCGACCAGACCACAGCGUUGAGCGCCGGGGCUUUGGCAUUAGAGGCGACAGCAAGGAUCGACAUGGACGCGGCAGCGAUGAAAGCUUUGAGCGUCAGCAGAAAUAUCGCGACUCCGGUUAUGAGCCGCAUCGCAGGGACACCGCGCCGGCUACCAACUACCAUGAAGAGCAACGAGUCGAGUAUGAGAAGCAGGACCGCCCGAGAGCGGAACGACCACGGGUCGACGAACGCGAUAGGCAACCAGAGCGCGAGGUCCGGGAUGACUACAGAAGGCGUGACGAUGACCGAGCAUACAAUCGCGACCACGAUCGUGAUCGAGACUCACGCCGGGAACGAGAAAGAGAGUACGACCUCGACCGCGAGCGUGAGCGGGAGAGGGAGCGCAUGAUGCAGCGCCCGGCUGAGCACGAACGGCACCAUCACCGCCAUGAGUCUGACCGCGGGUAUGCUAGUAAGGAUAGCACUUCGCGGUCGACUGCGGAGAGCGCGGCGCCAGGCCUCUCGACGGCUGCUGCUGGUGGUCUGGCGGGUGCUGCUGCCAUGUAUGGGGCGAACAAAGUUCUUAACAGGAAUGACGAUCGGGACCGCGACCGCGAGAGAGAUCGUGAUCGGGAGCGUGACCGAGAGCCAGAUAGGCGUACGGAGAGACCAACCGAAAGGCCAACCGAAAGGCCAGUGGAGAGGCCAGCAGAAAGGCCACGUGAGCCAGACCGGGAGAGAUUGUCUCCUCGUCCGGCUGCACCACGCCAGCAAGAUACGCACAGCGAUGAAGGUGUUCGUUAUCCGGAGGAGCGUGAACGACCGCGUGCGCCUGCGCCUGAACCUGACCGAGCGGACCGAGGACUUGGCUUCGCUUUCGAAGGUGGUGCUCCUGAGCCUCCAAGGUCCGCACCGCCGAUGAGAGACACCUUCCUUCCACGCGACCGACCCGACGAGCGUGAGGUGGAACGGCCGCAUGAAGAUAAGGUGCCCAGCCAGAUGCCACCUGCGGGUGCUAUGGACCCAGAGGAAGACUAUCGUCGCCGCAUGGAGCAAGUGCAGCGUGAGCUUGGCCGUGCUCCUGAGCCUCGAAACCCUGAGUACGACUCCGAUCGUGAGCGCCGACGACGUGAACGAGAGCAGCGCCAACGCGACCGCUUCCCCAACGGCGAUCCUUCCGUGGUCAGCACAGCUCCUUCAUACGACGCCGCACCGUCUUCACGCAUGCCUGGAGGUUACGACGACAGUGUGGAUGGCUCCGUGUCGACAGCUCGGCCUGGGCUCGCUCGUAAGCCGAGUAUUCUGGACCGGCCGAUGACCGACGAGCCAGCGCAGAUCAUUGACAACUCGAUGAGCGAAAGGAAAGAGAAUCGUGUCAGGAUCGUCGACCCGCCGACGGAAGAGGAGGAGCGCAAGCCACGAGGGAUCUUGAAGAGGCCAACUGAGAAGUUCCCGGAGCAUCCUAAUACCAUGCGAGAGGGUGUUGCGCCGUUGAAGGACGCAACCAAGUCCGGCAUCCCGCCCGGCGCCCGCUGGACCAAGAUCGACCGCAAGCUCGUCAACCCCGAAGCUCUCGAAGAGGCUCAAGAACGUUUCGAAGAACGGCUCGACUGCGUCAUCGUACUGCGCGUGCUCACGAAGGAAGAGAUUCAGAAGCUUGCAGAUCGCACAAAGGAGCUCAGAGGUACUUAUCACCGCUCUCAUUACACUGUCCCUCCAAACCACGGCAACAACUUGUAUGAUUCGGAUACAACAUCCGAAACUUCAUCAUCCGAGCAUGGCAGUCUGCAAGGCUGCCUGCGCUCUGAGCGCCCUUGCGUCAUACGCGCCAAAACUGCUCCGUCGACUCCAACAGUCGACCAAAUACCCCCAGCACACCUUCAGCGCCCUGCCGCGAGAAGGCGUGCUUAUACCACUCCCAACUUCUCCACCCCAUCAAACCUCCUUUCACUUUUGAAACACACGCUAACCCGCCUCUCUUCCCGCCCAAUAGACGAACGCUACGAAGAAGAGCGCGAAGAGCGCAAAGCCGCGCGCCGCCACGAGCGCGCCCGCGACCGCCAAAACCGCGACGAGUACGUCGCCGACGACAGCGAGAACGAGUUCAAGCCGAAGGCGCCUUUGCGGCUGGAGGCGCCGAGUAGUACGGCGGGCGCGAGUACUCUGACGGGCACGUCAGGGACGGGGGUGGGGGCGGGGGAUACGGCGGAUUUUGUGCGGGAUGCGAGGGAUAGGAGAAGGGGAGAGGGUGAGAGGGAGAGGGAGUAUAUGAGUGGGGGCUUGGGGGGUAGGGGUGAGAGGGGGGAGAGGAGCGAGAGGAGUGAGUACUGA